Panicum virgatum (switchgrass) is the source of this 1665-nucleotide messenger RNA. RefSeq names its product peroxidase 5-like. Bases 373 to 1353 code for a protein of 326 amino acids. Gene Ontology annotation, biological process: hydrogen peroxide catabolic process; response to oxidative stress. Gene Ontology annotation, cellular component: plant-type cell wall; plasmodesma. NCBI's taxonomy places the organism in Eukaryota, Viridiplantae, Streptophyta, Magnoliopsida, Poales, Poaceae. Gene Ontology annotation, molecular function: peroxidase activity; heme binding. The transcript has 3 exons. The record is from RefSeq and is a predicted model, not a curated record.
GCGCCACAGCUCUGCACUCUACCAACCUAUCCCCCUCUGCACAUGCCCGGCAUAUGGCGCACUCCACUGUUGGUCCGGCCCUGUCGCCCUGCUCGAGGCCCCCAAAACCCUCUUCUAGGCCUCCACAUUGUUAAAUGGAGUACUGUACUCGAUUAGAUUAGUAGAUUAAUUACACACACUUCGCUCUCAGUCUAAGCUCGGUGCCUGAGUGCCUUUGCCUUCCUUAACCAAGAAGCAUAUAGCUACUGAUUGGUGGCUGCGCGUCCCUGCUGCUUCCAGGCAGGCUCAGUGCGAGUAUAAAAGCGCAGGUAGCUGCUAGUGCCAUAAAGAGCAGGCGAGGAGGAGUGCCUGGUGAUAGAGAUAGCGGUGGCCAUGGCGGUGCAGAGGGUGGUGGCGCUGUACUUGCAGGUGGCGGCGGCGGCGGUGCUGCUGGCGGCGGCGGGGCUCCGCGCGCAGCUGCGGGUGGGCUUCUACGACAGCUCGUGCCCGGCGGCGGAGAUCAUCACGCAGCAGGAGGUGAGCAAGGCGGUGGGCGCGAACCCGGGCCUCGCCGCCGGCCUGCUCCGCCUCCACUUCCACGACUGCUUCGUCAGGGGGUGCGACGCGUCCGUACUGAUCGACACGACCAGCGGCAACACGGCGGAGAAGGACGCCGGGCCCAACACCAGCCUCCGGGGAUUCGAGGUCAUCGACCGCAUCAAGGCGCGCGUCGAGCAGGCCUGCGCCGGCGUCGUCUCCUGCGCGGACAUUCUCGCCUUCGCCGCCAGGGACAGCGUCGCGCUGACCGGCGGGAACGCGUACCAGGUGCCGGCGGGGCGGCGUGACGGCGCCGUGUCGCGCGCGUCGGACACGAACGGCAACCUGCCGCCGCCGUCGGCCAACGUGGCGCAGCUGACGCAGAUGUUCGGCGCCAAGGGCCUGACGCAGCGGGACAUGGUCGCCCUCUCCGGCGCGCACACCAUCGGGUCCUCGCACUGCAGCUCCUUCAGCGGCCGGCUGGCGCGGUCGGGCACCACGGCGGGGGGCCAGGACCCGACCAUGGACCCGGCGUACGUGGCGCAGCUGGCGCGGCAGUGCCCGGCGCAGGGCGGCGACCCGCUGGUGCCCAUGGACUACGUCUCCCCCAACGCCUUCGACGAGGGCUUCUACAAGGGCGUCAUGGCCAACCGCGGCCUGCUCUCCUCCGACCAGGCGCUGCUCAGCGACGGCAACACCGCCGUGCAGGUCGUCACCUACGCCAACGACCCGGCCACGUUCCAGAGCGACUUCGCCGCCGCCAUGGUCAAGAUGGGCUCCGUCGGCGUGCUCACCGGCACCAGCGGCAAGAUCAGGGCCAACUGCAGGGUCGCCUGAUCGCUCGACCCCUUUAUUUUCGUGUGGAUCGGACUUGUAGAUUGAUCGAUUGAUUGGUUUGGACCGGCCGACGUGGUAGCUAGCAUGGCUUAUUGGUUGCAACCUGUAUGUACGCUAAUACGCUAUGUUCUUUGUGCGUGAUUGGGCUGUAGUGCAAGACCUCUGUAUUCUUUGGAGGAUUCACCUGUAUUCUUUUUCUUCCCCCCUUCCCCAAUUGAGGUGUGUCUCUUCUAGUCUUCUGAGAAGACGUAACUGGCAGAAAACUGCUCGUGUACCAAAUGGUGCUUAAUAAAAGGGUUAAAUGUUUAGUAA